Coffea arabica (coffee) is the source of this 1605-nucleotide messenger RNA. Lineage: Eukaryota; Viridiplantae; Streptophyta; Magnoliopsida; Gentianales; Rubiaceae. The record is from RefSeq and is a predicted model, not a curated record.
CUUCACCCAGGAUGCACUCGCAGUUUCUCUGACUUCACUUUCUCUGGAUCUUUGGACUUGACAUCGUCAAGGGGAAUCAAAGACAAUUUUCUGCCUCAAUUCACCAUGCAUACAUGGAAAAGGCCAUUUUGUUCUAAUAGUGGUGAUCUGGUUGAUGCUGUUGUUCCUUUUAUGGGGGAAUCAAUAUCCGAUGGCACAUUGGCAACGUUCUUGAAGAAACCUGGUGACAGAGUAGAAGUUGAUGAGCCUAUUGCUCAGAUUGAAACAGACAAGGUGACAAUUGAUGUUGCUAGUCCUGAAGCAGGCGUAAUCCAAAAGUUCAUAGCCAAGGAAGGGGAUACUGUAGAACCUGGCACUAAAAUUGCUGUGAUUUCAAAAUCUGGUGAUGGUGUAACUCACGUUGCUCCGUCUGAGAAGCCCGCCGAAAAAGCUACUCCUGAGAAAAAGGUGGAGCAACCAAAACAGAAAGUUGAAUCUGCUGCUGCAGAAGUAAAGAAAGCUGAGAAGCCAAAAACUGAAGCCAAGGCUUCUCCACCUCCUCCUAAAGUAACUGCCACAGAACCCAGCUUCCCAAAAGAAAGGGAAAGACGAGUUCCUAUGACAAGGCUCAGAAAACGAGUUGCCACACGCUUGAAAGAUUCUCAAAACACUUUUGCAUUGUUGACAACUUUCAAUGAAGUUGAUAUGACUAAUCUGAUGAAACUUCGUUCCGAUUACAAGGAUGCCUUUGUUGAAAAGCACGGUGUGAAGCUAGGUCUUAUGUCUGGGUUUGUAAAAGCUGCUGUUAGCGGACUCCAGAAUCAGCCCAUAAUAAAUGCUGUCAUUGAUGGUGAUGAUAUCAUUUAUAGAGACUAUAUAGACAUCAGUAUAGCUGUUGGCACGCCAAAGGGCCUUGUCGUUCCUGUUAUCCGCAAUGCUGAUAAGAUGAACUUUGCUGAGAUUGAGAAGGAGAUCAACACGUUGGCUAAGAAGGCAAGUGAUGGAAGUAUAUCAAUCGAUGAGAUGGCAGGAGGGUCAUUCACAAUAUCCAAUGGUGGUGUUUAUGGAAGCCUCUUGAGCACUCCAAUAAUCAAUCCCCUCAGGUGUGGCUCUUUGAAAUCGGCAAUUCUGGGUAUGCACUCAAUAGUCAACCCGAUGGUUGUUGGAGGUAACAUAGUUCCCAGACCUAUGAUGUAUGUUGCACUGACCUAUGACCACAGGCUGAUUGAUGGGAGAGAGGCAGUGCUCUUUUUGAGGAGAAUCAAAGAUGUGGUUGAAGAUCCACGUCGCUUGCUCCUUGAUGUAUGAAGAAUUGGUCAUUUGGGGGUUUGAUUUUAUAGAUAUUCUUAAUAUACUGCAGUUAAAAGCACACUUCGGCUAAACGAAUAAAUGUUUAGCACUUCAGUUGCGGCCAGCCACGUUUUAAUUUCAAAUGAGAAGGUUUUUUUUAGACGCUAGUUUAAGUGUGCUAAACUUGUGUUUAGUGCUUUUUAUUUUGGGCAUGAUGGAAUUUGUUGGAAUUUGUGCUAAACUUGAAGAUCCCUUAGUUGGCAGCAUUAUUUCUCAGUUUCAAAAGUUAUUGGAUAAUAAUCUCAAUGAAGCGAGUUCGCCUGUAGUUUUAACCCA